Messenger RNA from Stylophora pistillata, 1133 nucleotides. RefSeq lists its product as uncharacterized. The record is from RefSeq and is a predicted model, not a curated record. Lineage: Eukaryota; Metazoa; Cnidaria; Anthozoa; Scleractinia; Pocilloporidae. Gene Ontology annotation, molecular function: oligosaccharide binding.
UCAAGCUUUAAUGCUGGCUUCGUCAUUCUUUGGGACUUCUUUUCGAGAAAUAAAUAUUUUAAGCCCGUCAAAAGUUAUGGUGAUUCUGGACCUGUUCGUUGUUUUUGCGUUAACGCUCGCAGUUAAUAGAGCAAAUUCAAAUGAGUGCAGAGACAUUCUAUUCAACCCAGACAGCAAAGACAAGUAUUUACGUAAUCACAUAAUCAAAACCGUGCCAGUUAAAAGUAAAAUAAGCUGCGAACUGAUUUGCUAUAAUGACCCCAACUGUGUGUCUUACAACUACGGACCAGUUCUGAGUGAGACUCCUCUAUGUGAAGUGAAUAAUAGCACACACUUACAAGCCUCGAGCGGGAAUUUUAUAAACAGAAACGGCUACAGCUAUCGAGGAAUUGAGAAUCCUUGUGGAAGCAGCCCAUGUCAGAGUAAUUCAACUUGUCAAGCUGGGUUUACUUCAAAAGGAUACCGUUGUGUCUGUUCGCAAGGAUUUGGAGGAGAGAAUUGUGAACAAGUCAUUCUGCCUCAGAACUGUUCUGAAGCCCCAAAGGAAACGGGAGUCUACAAAAUUUCUAUUCACGGAUCAGACCCAUUCCCAGUGUACUGCGAUCAAACAAGUGAUGGAGGAGGUUGGACGAUGAUAUUCAAAUACAUUGGAGGAAUGUCUUCUUCACCGACUGGUGAUGCGUUAUGGAGUUCAUUCGACACAUUAUCAGAAAAUCUCAUCGCUGCUUUAGAUACCACCGCAAACUACCAAGGUCACUACAAAAACCGUCUCGUUCAAAGUUGGCAAACUUUUAACCCUCAAGAGGUUCGUGUAGUACUUUACACGAAUGGAGCAGAAGUUAUCUCUAUGAAGUUCAAUGCCAGAGGGACAACUAACCUUGACUGGUUUUCAGAAAAUAAUCUACUUCAGUCACCAUGGACGGAUCUUAAGAACGCGGUAAACAUUUACAUCUUUCGCAUUAAUGGUGACGGGGUACGCAAUUUUGAAAUUACAGCUUAUUACAACGGAUGCCCUAAUGAUGCUGGGUGGUUUUUGAUCACGGGAUCUUACUGUGACUGGGAGAAGUUUCACCUUGUACCGGGAAUUCUGUACAGCAAGAAAACUCACAAUAUUACAUGGAAUAACAACCAAG